Cladocopium goreaui is the source of this 1482-nucleotide messenger RNA. Lineage: Eukaryota; Dinophyceae; Suessiales; Symbiodiniaceae. The record is from the annotation of a GenBank genome assembly.
AUGGCUGGCUCUGCUUCUGGAAGUUUGGCGCGCGAAAUCUUCCACCGAGAUGUUCCUCCAGGUCAGCCUUUGGAGGAUGUCUUCCUGGAGCAGCUUCAUCCCAAGCUGCGAGAGGUCUUCAAAAGCUCGCCGAUGCUGAAGAAUCUCUGGGAGCAUGAAGUGAAGAGCGCUGUGGAGGGCCUGACCACGGACGAUCUCAACAAGUUGGACCCGGAUCAGUUGCACCACUUAAUGGACGCUCAGAAAGAUGUGGAUCAACGACUGGAGGAGGUGAAUAAGCUGGUGGAGGACCACAGCGAGGCGCUGGAACAUGUGAAGCACUUCUUUGGAUCUCGGGAGGCUGCCGUGCCAGGCAACGGCCGUCCUCCUUUUUGUGACGGCGAUGGACCGGCGGACUCACCAACGAUGUGGGAAGCCAAUCCGGAGCUGCGGCGAAAAUGCUCAGAGAAGUCCACCACCAUUGCAGGACUUGGGGAAGGCUUCGGCGGCGAUCCCAGCAGCAGCACCAAAGCCUUGAUCCAACGCUUGCGUCGCCAGGAGCUUGGCCCUGUGCUGUCGCUACGCAGCGAGCUGCCGGGAUGCAGAGGCGCUGACCUUCAUGCUUUGCUGUCCGCUCUAGAUGGCAACUUGGACCAAGAUCAGGCUGGAUACGAGCACGUUCACUUCUUGAGCUUCGGAUGCAACGACGCCUUGGCCAGCUCCAAGUCUCUCGCCUCUCUGCUGGUCCAGGUUCUUCAGAAAGGCUUCAUUUGGGCCUGUGACUUUGGUGAAGUUUACUUCAAUGAGGAGGUCUUCGACCACCUUCUGAGCGCCUUGGACCCGCGGCCCCUUCGACCUGCGCGGAAGCGGAAGACAGGGCUGGAGGAAACGAGAGAACCCAGCAGCAAUUUGGCGUUCUCCUUUGCUGAUCAAGGCUGCGGCCUCAAGGUGCAUCAGAUCAGCAGGUUGAAGGACCUCACGCGACGACGGCGGCUGUUCGAUAAGGCGCUCUCAUGGGGCAAGGUGGAUCGGACGCACGCGCCGUGGCUGGACAUCCCGCGCGUCUUCGGAAUGGUGAUGAGGUCCAAGAACUUGACAAAAUGUUUUUGGCGGCCGUAUCAAGAAGCGGAAUUCUGGCGCAGAGCUGGCUUUCACUGCACCGGCGGCCCACGUUUGAACCUGCAAAGAUCGGGUGGCAAGCGCGUGAAUCCAUCCAUUCGUCGCUUGACGACUGCAAUGCACCGUGGCAACCUCGAGCCGGCCGCGCUGCAGAAAGCCUUUCCACCCGGAGAUGAAGGUGAACGGCGAAGCAGAGAACUUCUGCAGACUUGUCUGCACUUGGACUUGCCCCCUGCUCCGCUGCCCCGUUGGGUUCUGCCCGGCGCCGCAAACAGCGGCGCUUCGCUGAAACGCCGGGAGGAACGACAGCCGGUGCUGCAGCAAGGCCUGUUGAAGCGGCCGAGGAGAACGCAACAACCCGUUGCAGCCGUGGUGCUGGACUGA